UUCUUCUUCAUCUUCAAAAAUAAGAUCUAAUCUAUGAGCAUUCAGAUCCAGAGCAGUACUCAUGUUCUCUCAGUAUUGGUUUGUGUUGAUUUUCUUCUUUUUAUUGUUGUUGAUCUUCAAAUCUGCCCUGCAAACACGUUUUUGAACAUACGACCUUCAUUGCUCCAUUUUUCUUUCUUCAGUUUAGGAGUAUUUUGACAGGGGUUGCAGGUUUACAGUAGUCUCCACCACUAGCAAGCAUGUGGUCAUGUUUUAAAUUACCCAACAAUGGAAGAAACCCAACAGAAAAGGAAUCCAGAUCUCUCGAGAAGAAAAACCCAGAACAGGAGCAAUUCAGAUUCUUAAAGGGAAGAACAGACGAGGAAUCAUUCAUGUUAGAGAAUGGAGGUCGGAUAUUAGAAGAGCUAAUUUCUUCCUUCGGUGGCAAAUCAACUCCCUUCCGUAACUUCUCCAAGCAAGAACUCCAGAUUGCAACCAACAAUUAUGCUCAAGAUGGAGUUCUUCAUAGUGAUUUGACCUAUAAAUUGUAUAAAGGAACCCUAGAAAAUCGUGAAAUUUCGGUCAAGUGGUUUACUAAAAAUGAUGCUGAGAGUUUUAUCCACUGGUACAUAAAUGAACUCGCAGUCGCAUCGCAGAUGAAUCAUCAGAAGCAUGUUUUGAAACUUUUGGGUUGUUGCUUAGAGACCCAAGUUCCUACACUGGUGUAUGAAUUUGCAGAGAACGGAGAUCUCUCUGAUCAUAUUUACGAGAAGUUGGAAGCUCCUUCGAAGCACCAUCCACUAUUAACGUGGGAUAACAGGUUAAGGAUUGCGACUGAGGUAGCAGAUGCAAUAACCUAUCUCCACAAAGGUACUUCCAAGCCCAUCAUCCAUAGGGAAAUCAAACCCAGAAAUAUUUUCUUAGGUAAAAACUUUGUUGCCAAACUAUUCGAGUUUGGGCUUUCCAUAUCGAUUCCUUUGGGUGAAACAUAUGUAGAAUCAGAGGUUGUUGGGUCAAUUGGGUUCAUUGCUCCUGAAGCCUUCUCCACUGGGAGGUUUACAGAGAAGACCGAUGUUUAUAGCUUUGGAUGUGUAUUGCUUGAGAUUUUGACAGGUAGGAGGGUUAAUCAUAUAUUCGAGGAGGUGUUUGAUGGUGAAAACGAUACUGAACUGUUGGUUGAGCAGAAUGGAAAGGAUUGCGAUACUGUUAUGAAAACUGAAAAUGAUCUUGAAAGGUACUUAAAAGCAAAUAUCUUGAGGGAAAGAAACAGAGAGCAGUCAAUGGCAUGUGCAGAGCUUGCUCUGAAAUGUGUCAAAGUGAAUCCUGAGGGAAGGCCUACUAUGAUGAAAGUGGCAUAUGAGCUCAGAAGAAUCAAAGGUAUUCAACCCACUUCACAAUGAUAGCCUGUGAGAACAGAUUG
Telopea speciosissima is the source of this 1399-nucleotide messenger RNA. RefSeq names its product non-functional pseudokinase ZED1-like. Gene Ontology annotation, biological process: cell surface receptor signaling pathway; protein phosphorylation. NCBI's taxonomy places the organism in Eukaryota, Viridiplantae, Streptophyta, Magnoliopsida, Proteales, Proteaceae. The transcript has a single exon. The record is from RefSeq and is a predicted model, not a curated record. Gene Ontology annotation, cellular component: plasma membrane. Bases 240 to 1379 code for a protein of 379 amino acids. Gene Ontology annotation, molecular function: protein serine/threonine kinase activity; ATP binding.